GGAGUCUCUGGAAGCGUCCUGUUGCCAUGGCGACUGUGUACACAGCCUGUCGGCUGGCUGUCCAGCUUGUGAACAGAAUCCCUCAAGUCGCUGCAGUUAUAGCGGUCGCUCUACUCGAGUGCCGCUGCCUCGCGAGUGACUGAAGAUGGACCCACGCGUGGAGCUUCAGUCACCCUCUGAUUCCCAACCAUGAGUAUCACCACCAACCACCAUUUCCUGAGCAGCUGCUGUGUGCUGGGCACUGCUCUGGACCCUGUGGGGGGAAUCACAAGAGAUACAAGGCACAGUCUUUGUCCUCAAGCAGCUUGUAGUUUGCUUUGAGAGCUGAAGCCCACAUAAAUGAAGCGACACAAGAACGGUAACAAGCAGUAUUUCACUAGAAUGGGUACUAGGAAAAAGGUUCAAGCGUUCGUCCGUGUCAAGCCUACUGAUGACUUUGCUCACGAAAUGAUCAAAUACGGAGAUGACAACAAAAGCAUUGAUAUUCACUUGAAAAAAGAUAGUCGGAGAGGAGUUGUCAAUAACCAGCAGACAGACUGGUCAUUCAAGCUGGAUGGAGUUCUUCAUGAUGCCUCCCAGGACUUGGUUUAUGAAACAGUCGCCAGGGAUGCAGUUUCUCAAGCCCUUGAUGGAUACAAUGGUACCAUCAUGUGUUACGGGCAGACAGGAGCCGGCAAGACAUACACCAUGACGGGGGCAACUGAGAAUUACAAGCACCGGGGUAUUCUCCCUCGUGCCCUGCAGCAGGUUUUUAAGAUGAUUGAAGAGCGCCCCACACAUGCCAUCACUGUGCGUGUUUCCUACCUGGAAAUCUAUAACGAGAACCUGUUUGACCUCCUGUCGACGCUGCCCUAUGUUGGACCCUCAGUCACACCAAUGACCAUCGUGGAAAACCCUCAAGGGGUCUUCAUUAAGGGCUUGUCGGUCCACCUCACAAGUCAAGAGGAGGAUGCAUUCAGCCUUCUCUUUGAGGGAGAGACCAACAGGAUCAUCGCUUCCCACACAAUGAACAAAAAUUCAUCCAGGUCACACUGCAUCUUCACCAUCUACAUGGAGGCCCACUCUCGGACCUUAUCAGAUGAAAAGUAUAUCACUUCCAAAAUCAACUUGGUAGAUCUGGCUGGCUCAGAGAGGCUGGGGAAGACAGGGUCAGAAGGUAGAGUCCUAAAGGAAGCCACCUACAUCAACAAGUCGCUGUCGUUCCUGGAGCAGGCCAUCAUUGCCCUUGGGGACCAGAAGCGGGACCACAUUCCUUUCCGGCAGUGCAAGCUCACCCACGCCCUAAAAGACUCCUUAGGGGGAAACUGCAAUAUGGUCCUUGUGACAAACAUCUAUGGAGAAGCUGCCCAGUUAGAAGAAACGCUGUCUUCCCUGAGGUUCGCCAGCAGGAUGAAAUUGGUCACUACUGAGCCUGCCAUCAAUGAAAAGUAUGAUGCCGAGAGAAUGGUCAAGAACUUGGAGAAGGAGCUGGCAUUGCUCAAGCAGGAACUGGCUAUCCAUGAUAGCCUGGCCAACCGCACCCUCGUGAAUUACGACCCCAUGGAUGAAAUCCAGAUUGCUGAAAUCAACUCGCAAGUGCGGAGGUACCUGGAGGGGACACUGGAUGAGAUUGAUAUAAUCAAUUUAAGGCAGAUUCAGGAGGUGUUCAACCAGUUCAGGGUGGUGCUGAGCCAACAGGAACAGGAAGUGGAGUCUGCCUUGCGCAGAAAGUACACCCUCAUAGACAAGAAUGACUUUGCAGCCAUUUCUGCUGUCCAGAAGGCAGGGCUUGUGGAUGCUGAAGGUCACCUAGUAGGUGAACCUGAUGGACAAAGCUUUGGACUUGGGGUUGCUCCUUUUUCUAUCAAACCUGGGAAGAAAUCCAGGUCUAAGAAGACACUGAAAGAUCAGCUCAGCUCCUCAGCAAGAAAGGAAGGUGCUAGCAGCCCUGUGAGUGGCAAGGACUUAGAUGUGAUUUCCAUCUCCAAGACCCAGCUGAUCCCCCCAUCUUCCAAAGAUGGGGAUAUCAAAGACAUGUUUCCACGAGACAGGGAGACAUCCAGUAUUGAACCCCUUCCCUCAGACUCUCCUAAGGAAGAGUUGCGCCCACCCAGACCCAGCACCCCACCCUCUAAACCUGUGGCCUUUGAAGAUUUUAAGAAUGAACGAGGUAGUGAGAUCAACCGCAUCUUCAAAGAAAAUAAAUCCAUUUUGAAUGAACGGAGGAAAAGGGCCAGCGAGACCACCCAGCGCAUCAAUGUCAUCAAGCGGGAGAUUGAUGUGACCAAGGAUGCACUGAAUUUCCAGAAGUCACUGCGGGAGAAGCAAGGUGAGUACGAGAAUAAAGGCCUGAUGAUCAUUGACGAGGAGGAAUUUCUGCUGAUCCUGAAGCUCAAAGACCUGAAGACGCAGUAUCGAAAUGAGUACCAAGAACUGCGAGACCUCAGAGCUGAGAUCCAGUACUGCCAGCGCCUGGUGGAUCAGUGUCGCCACCGCCUGCUACUGGAAUUUGACAUCUGGUACAAUGAGUCCUUUGUCAUCCCAGAGGAUGUUCAGGCAGCACUAAAGCAGGGCAGCAGUAUCCGGCCAGGCAUGGUACCUGUCAACAGGAUUGUGUCUCUGGGAGAAGAUGACCAGGAUAGGUUCAGCCAGCUGCAGCAGACUGUACUGCCUGAGGGUCCUGAUUCCAUCUCCUUUUACAAUGCCAAAGUCAAGACAGAACAGAAGCACAAUUAUAUGAAAACCAUGGUGGGCCUCCAACAGUCACACAGAAAACAGUCUCAUCAAUAGCUCGAAGACCAGCGACUCUAGUCGGUUCUAAGAAAGCUGCUAAACCACGUGCUCAGAGCUCCAGCCACUUGCUCUGCUGCAAGCUGGAACUAAACCCAGAGAACACACAGUUGCCUGCCUGCUAGGAUGAACAUCCUCCAAAAGACACCCCUGCUUGUCUCCACAGAAUACUUUUGAUUUUAAUUUGCUACCACAUGUAAAAAUCAAGAUAAGAUUACUUUUUUAACUGCUGAGCCAUCUCUCCAGUGAUAAAAUUACUUUCUAGUUUGGAUUUAAAACUGUUUGGAAUAGUACUUAAUAUUCUGUCUGAAAGGGACAUCUUCAUUAUGUAUAGUUUGUGGCUAAAACCUUGUCCUAGUGUUUCCCUAGCAAGCAAUGACACCUGGGAUUUGGUCCCUAGCAUCUUUCUCUCUCUCUCUCUCUCUCUGACACACACACACACCCUGCACACAGGAUGAGGAGGAUUGGGAGUGUAGUUCAGUGGUACUUUACUUGCCUAGCAUUCACGAAACUCUUCCAAGUCCGACACCACCAAAAGGAAAAAGAAUAGCUAAUAUUGUAGCUAGGGUGGCAGGACAGGCCUGUAAUCCCAGCACUUGGGUGGUGGUGACAGGAAGAGCAGGAGUUCUGUUACACGUCUAGUUCAAAGUCAGUCUGGACUUUAAGAAACCUAUCUCAAACAAAAACAAAAACAAAAACAAACCCUAAAAGCCACUUGAGCCUUGAGUAGGAAAUCAAAAUAGUAAUUCAGGCUCUGCCUGUCAGUCUCUUUCCUCUUCAGUGGGCAUCCUGAGAUGAGCUUGGUCUGAGAAUACUUCUUACAGCUCCCAACCCAUCCUUCUAGCUGGGCAACCAGAAGAGGAUCAGGUGUAGUUAGUGGCCUAUGAGAGGGAGAGGCAGAACUGGGCCCCUGUGCCCAGGAGCGUCUGACCUUAGACUUUUCCAGUCAAGUACACACAUGGUAUGUGUUGCGGCUUCUCUGUCUUGCCUCCUCCCUUUGUCAGUGUGUGUGACUACAGACACACACAGGUGAAGGCGCCCAGGUUACCCUGGACAGGAACAGGGAUCACAGCAGCAGGCCUGAGCAGGGAAGAGGAAACAUUCAUUACUCCUGAGUCAAGUCCUCAGGGUCUGGAGCUUGUGUCCUUGGUGAUGGCACCAAGGGAAAGAGCUCACUGCUUCACUCAGGACAAACACAGGCUCUGGGAGCUUCCCAGCUGACCAGUGUACCUUGGGGCUGAGAAAGGCAGCCUCUGCUGAGUGACCUGUUUGGAACUUCCACACAGUCUUUCUUCCUGACUCGUGGGCCAAGGCUUUGACCCUGAACAUGGUAUGACAGCAAUCCUUUUUCUGAUACCCUUGAAUGCCCAAGAUGAUAGAGACCUACAGUGGAAUUACGAGGAAGCCCUAUCAAGGGAAUCAGUGAGAAAAUAUUCCAGACCGCACUUCAGAGGUCUUCGGGCCCUCAGAUUACUUUAUAUGAGGCAGGUAUGAGCUGGGACAAAGGACAUGGCUAAGUGAGUAAGAGUGCUUGUUCUGCAGGCAUGAGGACCCAAGUCUGAAUCCCCUUUAUAUGCAUAAGAAACAUGGCUGCAUAAUCUCUGCACUGGGGGGGGGGGGUCACCCAACAUACUCUCAACAGUGGCCUUCCUGUUGACCAGAGACAAUCCUUACUUGGGAUAAAGGAUUAGGUAGAGAGGUAGGAAAGGAGUAAGUGGGUGGGUAAGUAAGUAGCCUCUCACUCAAUUCCAGUUCAACUGUGGACUCCAUGGGGAAUGAUCUUUUGUUUUUCCAAGCCUUAGUCAGGUUCCAUUUGAGUCAGAACUCUGGCCUGGGUGUGUAGAAAAAAAAUGCCAUUUGAGAAAAAAGGUAACACCCAGUUCUAUCUUAGAACACAUCUAAUUGCUUAUGUGUUGUAUCAGUCAAUCUAUAUUCGUUUAUUAGUCAAUAUAUUAGUUCAAAGUCUAUAUUGGUUGUGGAUAUGGUUCAGCGGCAGGGGCCGCUUGCUUAGUGUUCUGUUUCAUUGUGUUGCUGUGAUAAAACACCUGGAAGCAGCUUAGGGGAGGAAAUGGCUUACACUUCUGGGACACAGUCCAUCACUUCAGGAAAUCAGAGCAGAAAUUAUGCUAGUUUUCUUAUGCAGCCCUGGACUGGCUACUUAGGUAUGUGCUGCCCAAAGUGGGCUAGGCCAUCCUCCACUAAUAACUACCCACACAAAUGCCCACAGACCAAUCUGAUCUAAACAAUUCCUUGGCUGAGGCUUUCCUCUCAGGUGACUCUAGGCUAAGUCAAGUUGACAAAGCUAACUAGGACACCUAACAUAUGCAAACCACUGGGUUAAAUUUUCAGCACCAGAAGGGGGAAAAUUUACAAAUAGUUUUGAAGAAUGUGCUCAGGAUCAUCCGGUAUUCCCCUGUUCUAAAGACGUUUCCCAUCCCUUUAUCAAAUCCUAGGACAUACCUGUGGUGGACUUGGGCUUUCUUCCCUUUUAUUUAUUUAUUUAUUUAUUUUAAUAAAUCACCAAAGUUGACUUUAAGGGCUACUAGUAGCCACCCUGAAGUGUGAUGGGAUGGAUGUGGUCUGGGCCCAUGGGAGAUACUACUAGGAGGAGCAAUUCUCAAGGUUUUUAUGGUAUUCAGCACUCUAGGAGUGGGAAUAGGUUUCAUGUUGGUGAUUUUGGACAUUUUUUCCUUUAAAUACAUUGGAGGGCUUUCUGUACAAAAGCAUGGGCUGGUAGGGCAUGGUGACUCACAUCUUUAGUCCUAGCACUCAGGAAGCAGAAGCAGCUGUAUCUUUGAGUUUAAGGCCUGCCUGCUACACAGUGAGACCCUAUCUUUAAAAAAAAAAAGGGGGGGGAGCGGUAUUCAAUAAGCUAAAAAGUGUUCACUGCUUUGGUCAGGAAGCUGAUCAUAGUAAAUACAGAGAAUGAGGUAGGAGGAUAGGGAACUAGGGCAAGUCUGGGCUGAAAAGAAAAAAGGAUAUCCAAAUCAUGUUUUAUAUUGUGAGCCAGUCUCCCAUAGCACAGGCUGGCCCCAAUCUCACUGUGUAGCUGAGGAUGAUCUUGAUGCCCCUGCUCCCUGCCAGGACGUGUUCCAAGGAUGCCUGUCUUUGCCUUGAAUCUAGCCUGCAUGUGGAGGGACAUAUCUGCAGUCCUAUCUUGGAGGUGGAGGCCAACCUGGGAUAGGCACAGCAAAGCAGACUCCAGAGGUUCCUGAAUACUCUCAAAAAUACUGCCUGACUGAAAAUUCUGAAUCAAAGAGUUAUGGGCCUUAUGAUUUCCACUGACCCUAUGGUUUGACAUGCUUAUUCCAGUAGGUUAUGACCAGACUGUUAUCAUCACCUGGCAAGUACUCUUCUGUCCCCUGCUAAAAAACUGCUUACUUUUAAAAAAUUAUUUUAUGUGCAUUGGUGUUUUGCCUACACAUCGGUGUGAAGGUGUCAGAUCCUGUAGAACUGGAGUUACCGACAGUCAUGAACUGCUAUGUCGGUGCUAGGAAUUGAACCCGGUUCCCCUGAAGAAGAGCAGUGCUCUUCAUCACUGAGCCAUCUCUCCAGCUCCAUUGACUUUGUUU
This is a messenger RNA of Alexandromys fortis (reed vole), 6341 nucleotides long. It is a transcript of the gene Kif9, whose product is annotated as kinesin family member 9. Gene Ontology annotation, cellular component: microtubule. Gene Ontology annotation, molecular function: microtubule motor activity; microtubule binding; ATP binding. The transcript has 22 exons. The coding region runs from base 340 to 2769 and encodes 809 amino acids. Lineage: Eukaryota; Metazoa; Chordata; Mammalia; Rodentia; Cricetidae. Gene Ontology annotation, biological process: microtubule-based movement; mitotic cell cycle. The record is from RefSeq and is a predicted model, not a curated record.